Microplitis mediator is the source of this 842-nucleotide messenger RNA. RefSeq lists its product as uncharacterized. The transcript has 12 exons. The coding region runs from base 173 to 505 and encodes 110 amino acids. NCBI's taxonomy places the organism in Eukaryota, Metazoa, Arthropoda, Insecta, Hymenoptera, Braconidae. The record is from RefSeq and is a predicted model, not a curated record.
CGAUAAUAAAGUGGGUAUAAAUAUCAAGUAUUUUGAUCAGUGGAGAUAAAUACGCAAGUUAUAAACAGCCAAUAGGGUGAAUUAUUUUUAAAAUCAUUAUCGAGCAUUUCUUCAACAAUGGACUUUAAAAUGAUGUCUCUUAUUCUGAUAAUUGGACUGUUGUUAAUUGAAAAUGUCCGGUCUGAAAACUACGAUUCUAUGGGGUCUUCAGCUUCGGCUUCUAUGGCCGCUGCAGCUGGUUCCAGCAGUGGAGGGUCCCAAUACGAUUCUAAUAGCGCUCCUGCUGCAUUUCCUGCUACAUCUUCCGAUUCCCCUCGAAUGUCUACUGAUUUCGCUUCUUCUGAAUCUUCUGAUCCAUCGUAUGAUUCCCCUCGAGAGUCUACUGAUUCCGCUCCUGCUGCACUUCCUGCUACAUCUUCCGAUUCCCCUAGAGUCUACUGAUUUCAGUCCUCCAGAAUCUUCAAUGCCAAAUGAGGAACCUCCAUCUCUAGUUGACCGCAAGUAAUCCAAAAAGGCGAAAUUAUAUGAUAGAAAAAUUGCGCACGCUGUUGUUGGAAUUAUACCGAAAUUAUUUUUUUCUUUUGUUUGAAGAAUACUUCAAAAAUAUUAUUAUCAAAUAAAGAUUCUAAGAAUUCACGUAAAUUAUGCAUUAAUUAUUUUUGGCCAAUAGCAGGACAGGUGCUGAGAAACGCCGGUGUCGAUGAUCCCCAACGUAAUAUUGGUUUUUAAUGAUAAUCAACUACGUAUGUAGUAGUGAUAGCUUCUACAAGGAAAGAAAAUUAUGGCAGCGGUUCCCAUAAUUUUGUGAAAUUUUUUCCUAUACCAUCAUAGGAAUUACGACC